Molecule: messenger RNA, 1605 nt
Organism: Auanema sp. JU1783
Lineage: Eukaryota; Metazoa; Nematoda; Chromadorea; Rhabditida; Rhabditidae
Source: the annotation of a GenBank genome assembly
AUGAUCAACGAAGUCGAACCGAAUACCGAGGACGAAUGUGCAAACGACACACGCCUCGAAGCUGGAAGGAUAACGCUCCCCAGUUCCAUAACCACUAAACUCAAUGAUUACAAAGCGACGCUUAGAGCCGAAAUUAAAGCUAUCAAUGACAUGUUCGAAGCUAUUCGGACACCCACUUCCUCGGAUCAUGCGAAACGCACAUCUCUUGCGAAUCUAGUUAAGAAUUUCGAAGAGAAAGACGAAAAGUUCAUAUUAGGUAUAUGGACCGAGUUUGGGUUAGAACACGACGACGACAUAGUGUCCGAGGCAGUAGAUGACUAUGAAAGAUUCAAAGAAGAGGAAGGGAUCAAUACCAGCCUCAUGGAAGCGAGAUACUCGAUUUACGAUAUACCUUCAUCCAUCUCAAAUCUCUCUCUUGAAAGCAAUACUGUCAUGUAUCGUCAUGAUACACACUUAAGUCCACGCGGCGAUACACAGACACCCUCUCACCUUGUCUCAAAUCAUCACACGAUACGUGAGAAUGCCAUAACUAACCCCGGUAUACAAAUCACCAAAUUCCACGGUGACCCCUUGAAAUACGAUGAGUUUAUCAACUCCUUUGAAGCGAAUUUCCAUUCCAACACGCUCAUCUCGCCGCUGCUUAAAUUCAUUUAUUUCAAAGCAUACCUCUCUGGCGAUCCAUUAACAUUCGUGAAUUUACUACCUCCCCACAACGAUAGCUACGACAAAGCUAUUCAACUUCUUAACUCUAUAUACGGAAGCCAGUUAGCCAAAGACUACGCGAGAGAUAAGUUGUUACUGGCAGAACCCACAUCAGGAUCCCCUGAAGAUCUCUUAGCAUAUUUAUGCAAUAUGCGUAUGAUCCUAUCAGACGAACCCGACAUGCAAUUUGUGUUUACGCGCAACGCGAUUCUGAAGCAUUUUCCCAGAAAAUACCUCACUCCCAUUUUUCUGGAAGAAGCGAGAAAUGAUAAGAGAUUCUCUCUAGAUGAAGUUAUGGAAAAAAUAGAUAACAACUUAACUGUUGAGAUUUCUACUCAAAACAUUCAACACUUCGACGAAGACUCCGACGAGUCUAACGCUAGCGUUCGUGCGUCCUGUCCAUGCUUACAACCACAUACAUAUCUCUUUCAAGAUACGUUUAAUAGGAGCAACCAACGCAAACCUAGAAACACAUACACAGACAAUCAGACUUCACCUUCGUGUUUCUUCUGCCAGGAAGAUCACGACAACAACUCGUGUAACAUUUACCCAACUCCCCAUAGUAAGAGGGCAGUAAUGAUGCUCAAAAAGAAAAGAGCGUGUUGGAUCUGUUUCAAAGAAGAUCACAGAUCUCGAUCAUGCAGGGAACCGAGAUGCACACGAUGUGGAGAUGAUCACAACGUCAUGUUAUGCUUAUACAACUAUAAGAAAACUAACGUUAAGAUGCAACCAGUUGUAUUACACUCUCCAAGGAAUCCCCUUAUGUUCAACAAUUUCACGCAUAGACAUCACGCUCAUCCCACGAAUGGACGCCGUACAGCAGACAACCUACGUACGAACACCAACACGUUCACUUCCAUGGAUAAACAAGAUCCAUCCCGGCUGAUGAAAGUAAGUUUGUAA